Molecule: messenger RNA, 2157 nt
Organism: Pelecanus crispus (Dalmatian pelican)
Lineage: Eukaryota; Metazoa; Chordata; Aves; Pelecaniformes; Pelecanidae
Source: RefSeq, a predicted model, not a curated record
UCUUUCCCUUUUUGCCCUCUUUAGGUGGAUAAGAUAGUGGACCAGCUGCAGCAGUUCGUUCAGAGCUAUGAUCUGGCUGCCCUGCGGGAUUACUGGAGUUAUCUAGACCGACGCCUUUUCAGCCGUUUGGAAGAUGUGUACCGGCCUACAGUGAACAAGCUGAAAACCAGCUUAUUCCGAUACUACCUCAUCCAUACUGUUCAGACCGGCCGCAAUGACAAGGCGCAGGAGUUUUUCCUCAAGCAGGCCUCUGAGCUCCAGAACCAGGCAGAGUGGAAGGAUUGGUUUGUCCUGCCUUUCCUCCCUGCUCCAGACUCCAAUCCCGCCUUCGCCACCUAUUUCUCACGCCAGUGGGCAGAUACAUUUAUUGUGUCUCUGCACAACUUCCUGAGUGUCUUAUUUCAGUGCAUGCCAGUUCCAGUCAUUUUGAACUUUGAAGCUGAAUGUCUCAGGAGCAGUCUCAUACAAGAAGAAAAUGAAUCGUUGCGGCAUAAGCUUUUUGCUUUGCAGGCUGAAUCCUCCCGCAUGAAGAAAGAGGAACUGGAGGUGGAACAAGCAGUUGUGCAUCACAAGUUGCCUGCAUAUGUGGCCAACAUGGAUCGACUAGGGGACUCUGAGCUUGAUAUGACCUGCAGCCAGAGGAGUACUGCACAUUCUCUUCAGUCCCGGGGAGGCUUCCUGUCUUCCUUUCUCUCUCAAAGUAAGAAGGGCCCUUCCAGACCAGCCCAUCCAAGUGGGGCUUCUCCAACGCAGCCUGGCAGUAUGCUGCUCGGGAAGAAAGAACCAAUAAAUCACCAGAGUGCCAAAGGAAAGGAAGGAACAGUGAGCUGUAAGGACGGGAAGAGCCACUUCAGUGGGUUAGUAGCAGGCGAGUCAAGUUCCCUACAGCAGCGGCAGAAGCGCUUGCAAGAGCAUGGGAAAGAAAGGAAGGAACUGCUGUCAAAAGGGACCUUCCAGGGCCAAAGUGCUGAGAAGAAAACAGAUAUUAGCACAGCUGAGACAGAGCCGUGCUCAGAGCUGCAUGCUGAGCAAGCAGAGACUUCAACAAAAAUGCCUCCCAGCAGUGCAGAGGCUGUGGGGGUCCGGCAGGAGCAGCCUUUCAUCGUCCUGAGCCAGGAGGAGUAUGGGGAGCACCAUUCAUCCAUCAUGUACUGCAGGGUUGAUUGUUCUGGACGGAGGGUGGCCAGCUUGGAUGUGGACGGGGUCAUCAAAGUCUGGUCUUUUAACCCUAUAAUGCAAACUAAAGCUUCAUCCAUUUCCAAAUCUCCGUUGCUGUCUCUGGAAUGGGCGACCAAGCGUGAUCGGCUGCUGUUGCUUGGCAGUGGGGUUGGGACAGUUCGUCUCUAUGACACAGAAGCAAAGAAGAAUCUCUGUGAAAUCAGCAUUGAUGAAGACAUGCCCAGGAUCCUCUCGCUUGCCUGUAGCCCAAGUGGUGCCUCCUUUGUCUGUUCUGCGGCAGCCCAGAGCCCCAUCUCCCACAUGGACUUCUCAGCAGUCAGCUCUGGGGGCAAAAGCAUGAACCAGGUUCCUGGGAAGCUGCUACUGUGGGACACUAAAACGAUGAAGCAGCAGCUGCAGUUUUCCCUGGAGCCUGAGCCCAUUGCUAUUAACUGCACAGCCUUCAACCACAAUGGCAACCUGCUGGUCACUGGGGCUGCAGAUGGGAUUGUUCGUCUCUUCGAUAUGCAGCAGCAUGAGUGCGCCAUGAGCUGGAAGGCACACGAUGGGGAAGUCUACUCUGUUGAGUUCAGCUAUGACGAGAACACAGUCUACAGCAUAGGCGAGGAUGGCAAGUUUAUUCAGUGGAAUAUCCACAAAAGUGGCCUGAAGGUGUCCGAGUACGAUCUUCCCAGUGAAGCUACAGGUCCUUUUGUUCUGUCUGGGUACAGUGGCUACAAGCAAGUCCAAUUCCCACGAGGAAGGCUUUUUGCUUUUGACUCUGAGGGCAACUAUAUGUUGACAUGUUCUUCUACUGGGGGAGUAAUUUUUAAGUUAAAUGGUGAGGAAAAGGUUCUGGAGAGCUGCCUUUCCCUGGGAGGACACCGAGCUCCUGUUGUCACAGUGGAUUGGAGCACAGCCAUGGACUGCGGGACCUGCCUCACUGCCUCUAUGGAUGGGAAGAUUAAAUUAACAACCUUACUGGCUCAAAAGUCUUAA